Molecule: messenger RNA, 1392 nt
Organism: Purpureocillium lilacinum
Lineage: Eukaryota; Fungi; Ascomycota; Sordariomycetes; Hypocreales; Ophiocordycipitaceae
Cellular component (GO): mitochondrion
Molecular function (GO): sulfide:quinone oxidoreductase activity; FAD binding
Source: RefSeq, a predicted model, not a curated record
AUGCCCGGACCCUCGUCGUCGCUGCUGCGCGGCGGCCCCUCCAGGCUGCUGGCCGCCACCGCCGCCGCCGCCUCGCGCCGCCGCCUCCUCCUCCAACAGCCGCGGAACGCCCGGCUCCUCGCGACAGCUUCGGCCGUGAACCCCGUCUCGCGCAGCCACCGCGUCGUCGUCGUCGGCGGAGGCAGCGCCGGCCUGGUCAUCAGCCACCAGCUGCUGCGCUCCGGCAAGUUCGCCCAGCACGACAUCGCCGUCGUCGACCCGGCCGAGUGGCAUCACUACCAGCCCGGCUGGACCCUCGUCGGCGGCGGCCUCAAGUUCAAGGAGGACCUGCGCCGCCGCCUCGACUCCCUCGUCGAUCCCAACAUCCGCUUCUACAACCAUGCCGUCGGCGCCUUUGCCCCCGAGAGCAACGAGCUUACCCUCGCCAGCGGCGACCGCCUGAGCUACGACCAGCUCGUCGUCGCCCCCGGCGUCGGCAUCAACUACGGCAGCGUCAAGGGCCUGCCCGAGGCCCUCGCCGACCCCCAGAGUCUCGUCUCCUCCAUCUACGGCUACGACCACUGCGACAAGGUCUUCCGCACCGUCGACAAGCUCAAGGCCGGCCGCGCCAUCUUCACACAGCCCGCCGGCGUCAUCAAGUGCGCCGGUGCGCCCCAGAAGAUCAUGUGGCUUGCGCUUGAUCACUGGAAGCGCGCCGGCCUCUACAAGCCUGCGUCCGCCGACUCCCCCAUCCAGAUCAGCUUCGCCACCGGUCUGCCAGUCAUGUUCGGCGUGCCCAAGUACAGCGCCAAGCUGGACGAGCUGCGCAGGGAGCGGGGCGUCGAGGGCCUGUUCCAGCACGACCUCGUCGCCGUCGACGGCAACGUCGCCACUUUCGCCCGCCCCGACGGACAGGAGCAGGUCACGAAGCGCUUCGACCUCUUGCACGUCGUGCCCAAGAUGGGCCCCCACGCCUUCGUCAAGAACAGUCCCCUGGCCAACGAGGCCGGCUACGUCGACGUCGACGACGCCACGACGCGGCACAAGAAGUACCCCAACGUGUGGUCCGCCGGCGACGCCUCCAGCCUGCCGACGUCCAAGACGGCCGCCGCCAUCACCGCCGAGGCCCCCGUCCUCGUCCGCAACCUGCUGCGGUCUACGGAGGGCAAGGACCCCGACGCCGUGUACGACGGCUACACCUCGUGCCCGCUCCUGACCGAGUACGGCAAGGUCCUCCUCGCCGAGUUCAAGUACGGCGGCGUUCCCAAGGAGACAUUUGACGGCUGGCUCGGCAUCGACCAGGUCGAGCCGCGCCGCGCCUUUUACCACCUUAAAAAGGACUUUUUCCCCUGGGUCUACUACAACUCCAUGGUCAAGGGCACCUGGGGCGGGCCCAAGGGCUGGGUCAACUGA